UAUAUAUUCAGAAAUUAUGUCACUUCAUCCCAGAGAAUGCACACUGGUCAAAGAAGAGGGUGAAAGCUAUGGAUUCUGCCUGCGCAUUGAGAGAUUCAAAACAGGGCAUCUUAUCCGAAAUGUAGAAAAGGACAGUCCAGCCGAGAAGGCAGGACUAAAAGAUGGAGAUAGAAUUCUGAAGAUUAAUGGAGUGUAUAUAGAUAAGGAAGAUCAUGGAAAGGUGGCUGAUUUAAUUAGAAAAGGUGUAACUUCUGUAUUAUUCCUUGUUUUGGAUGACCAUUCUUAUGAAAGUGCAUUAAAAGAAGGAAUCAGUCUCGAAGAGUUGGCUGAAAAGUCACCAAACCAAGAACAGACAGAGGAACCCCAACUUGUGCAAUCUGGAGAAAUGGGUUCACUUCCACAGCCCCGUUUCUGUUAUCUGACUAAGGAAAAAAAUAGCUAUGGUUUCUCCUUGAAGUCUUCUGCAGGACAGAAAGGUUUAUUCAUUGUAGAUUUGACCCCACUGGGUGCAGCUAUAAAAGCUGGAGUGCAGCCAAAUGAUCGCCUUAUAGAAAUCAACGGGGAGAAUGUGGAAAACAGUACACAUGAAGAAGUAGUUGAGAAGGUAAAAAAGUCUGGAAAUCAGGUUAUGUUUCUACUGUCAGAUGAAGAAACCGACCAGUAUUACUACAGGCAGAAUAUGCAAAUGAUAAGGGAAAAGGCCAAUCUGAAAUUAUUACCUCACAAGCCCCGAAAUCUUGAGCUCAAAAAAGGGAAUAAUGGUUAUGGAUUUUACCUAAGAAUGGAGCAAAAUGGCAAAGGUCAUUUGAUUAAGGACAUUGAUUCAGACAGCCCUGCAGCUAAAGCAGGUCUCAGGGACAAUGAUAUCUUGGUAGCUGUAAAUGGAGAGCCAAUUGAAGCACUAGACCAUGAAGCUGUGGUAGAGAAAAUCAGACAAUCUGGUGAAAGCACAAUCUUAUUAGUGGUGGAUGAAGAGACUGAUACCAUGUAUAAAAUGGCUAAAAUAUCUCCUUGUCUCUGCUACCAUACAAGACUGGAACCACAUCUUAGUAUUGCAAAGAAAGCCAUGCAGGAAGAAAAUCACAAGCCCAGACUCUGUAAACUCAUAAAAAGUCCCACCGGAUUUGGCUUUCGAUUGAAUGCCAUUAACAAUAUACCUGGAGUGUUCAUCAAAGAGGUAAAGAAGGAUGGGCCUGCCAGUAUAGCAGGACUGCAAGAUGAUGACAUUGUGAUAGAAGUGAAUGGUACCAAUGUACAGAAUGAAGAGUACGAAGAUGUAGUAGCAAGAAUCCAAGACAGUGGUAACACUCUGAUACUCCUGGUGUGUGAAGCAAAGGCUUAUCAGCACUACUACUCCCAAAAUAAGGCUGUUACAGCCUCAAAAAGGCUGUUACAGCCUGACCCAUUGAAUGGCGACCAUGAUGAGCCUCCUGCUUAUGCAGAGAUACAAGCAACAGAGCCAAAAAACACACUGGCAGAACCACGAGAAAGGGCCAGCUCAUCCUCCUCUGAAGAAGAUACUGCAUUGUGAAGACAGCAGAACCCCAAGUCUUUUUCCAUAUUGUACUGAAAGGGGCUGCUAUUCUUAAGCAAAUGUGCCAAUACUGCCCCCCCAAAAAUCUUGACUGUAAUCCUAUAAUUAUUACUUAAAACCAAGGUACACCGAGAAUUACUUCCAAAUGAAUGUACUGAAAAUUAAUAUAGCUAAGCUCAAGGAUACAGUCCACUAUAUCACACUGGAUGCAAAAACAUCACAGGAUUAAUUUAAGCCAAAGAUGGUAUUAUUGUACAGUACUAAGACAGUACAUGAUAGUGAGUUCUUGUCCUUCAUUCCUCAGUGUUUAAAAUGGGAGCAGAGGUGUGAUUUGGAUAUACAAACAGAUGGUCUGAACCAAGUUUUAUUUCCAUGUUAAUUUGAACAUGAUUAAAAUCUCUGCAACUGGAUCUUCAAUAGAUCACUAGAGAUGUGCUAUGUUCCUUCCUGCUUCAAACGCUCUACUAUCAUCUCAGUGCCAAAGAAGCCCUCCAUCAAGGAACUGAAUGACUACAGAACAGUUGCUCUAACAUCCGUAGUUAGGAAAAUCUUUGAAAGGCUAGUGCUGUCCCACCUGAAAACCAUCACGGGUCUGUUAGAUCCCAUGCAGUUUGCAUACCAAGCAAAUAGAUUGACACAUGAUGCUGUUAAUAUGGCUCU
Molecule: messenger RNA, 2194 nt
Organism: Pseudonaja textilis
Lineage: Eukaryota; Metazoa; Chordata; Lepidosauria; Squamata; Elapidae
Gene: PDZK1
Product: PDZ domain containing 1
Biological process (GO): protein localization to plasma membrane
Cellular component (GO): apical plasma membrane
Molecular function (GO): protein binding; protein-membrane adaptor activity
Source: RefSeq, a predicted model, not a curated record